Molecule: messenger RNA, 4059 nt
Organism: Eutrema salsugineum
Lineage: Eukaryota; Viridiplantae; Streptophyta; Magnoliopsida; Brassicales; Brassicaceae
Product: U-box domain-containing protein 51
Exons: 9
Biological process (GO): protein phosphorylation
Molecular function (GO): protein kinase activity; ATP binding
Source: RefSeq, a predicted model, not a curated record
UCUCACCUCAAAAUCUGUCGAGAUUUCUAUUUAUGAACCCAAAAGAAAAAAAAUAAAUCUUCUCCUCCAAUCCAAAUUGAAUACCUUUUUUUCAAAGCAAGCUCACAAAAACGUGAAAGAACACGACUUCGAUGAAAGCCGCCUCCGCCGCCGUUUUCCGGAAAGGAAUCGACGAGGCCGUAGACGAGGAGGAAGAAGAGGUCUGUAAUGUCUUCGACGGCGAGGUAAAGAGCCAGACGACGUCGUCCAAGAGAAGCCACGACACGAAAAAGCUCAAGGGAUUUUUCACUUCAUUGCUUUUGAUGGAGGAGCACGAGAAGCAUGACCAGGAAGCUCGUAACGCUGCUUCCCGCCGAGAAAUGUCCGAAUUCCAGUCUAAUUACCGGAAAAGAGCUAGAACUAUGACCGAUUACUACUCCGAUCUCAACGAUUACUACACCGAUGCUGAGGAAAACGGCGAUAUCAAUCGGAAGAAGUUACGCGUCUCACGCGCCGUCGCUUCCGUGUCUGCUGCUGCGACUGAGUGUUCGGAGAUUGAGGCGGAGAGCAGCGAGGUCACCGGAUCCGGAUCGGUUCGCGGUUCGGGUCAGCAGAGGCGGUUAUGGGUUAAGGAUCGAAGCAGAGCGUGGUGGGAAGAGUGUAGCCGAUUGGAUUAUCCAGAAGAGGAAUUCAAAAGAGCGUUUCGAAUGUCAAAGUCGACGUUUGAAUUAAUCUGCGAGGAGCUGAAUUCGGCGGUGGCGAAAGAAGACACCGCGUUGAGAAACGCGAUUCCGGUGCGGCAGCGAGUCGCGGUUUGCAUAUGGAGAUUAGCCACCGGAGAGCCACUCCGUCUAGUCUCGAAGAAAUUCGGUUUAGGAAUCUCCACUUGCCACAAGCUUGUUCUUGAGGUAUGUAAAGCGAUUAAAGAUGUUCUAAUGCCCAAGUAUCUUCAAUGGCCAGAUGAUGAGUCUCUGAGAAACAUCAGAGAAACAUUCGAAUCGAUUUCUGGUAUUCCAAACAUUGUUGGCUCCAUGUAUACAACUCACAUUCCGAUUAUAGCUCCUAAGAUCAGUGUAGCUGCUUAUUUUAACAAGAGGCAUACUGAGAGGAACCAGAAGACUUCAUAUUCGAUUACAAUUCAAGCCGUCGUGAGCCCAAAGGGUGUAUUUACUGACUUGUGCAUCGGAUGGCCCGGGUCAAUGCCUGAUGAUCAGGUCUUGGAGAAGUCAUUGUUAUACCAAAGAGCCAACAAUGGAGGUCUUUUGAAAGGCUUGUGGGUCGCUGGUGGACCGGGUCACCCGCUAUUGGACUGGGUCUUGGUUCCAUACACGCAACAGAACUUGACAUGGACGCAGCACGCCUUCAACGAGAAGAUGAGUGACGUGCAGAGAGUGGCUAAAGAAGCGUUUGGGAGGUUAAAAGGACGAUGGGCGUGUCUGCAGAAGCGGACUGAAGUGAAGCUGCAGGAUUUGCCUACGGUUUUGGGUGCUUGCUGUGUGCUUCACAACAUAUGUGAAAUCAGAGAUGAGAAGAUGGAUCCGGAGCUGAUGGUUGAAGUGAUUGAUGAUGAGGUUUUGCCUGAAAACGCAUUGAGAUCGGUUAAUGCAAUGAAGGCAAGAGAUACUAUCUCACAUAAUCUAUUGCAUCACGGACUCGCGGCAAGAAUAUCGAUUGAUUGAUAAAAAAUGGCUCGUUACUCAUCGGACGAUGGGCACGCGCCAGUGAACUCGACGGUGGUCGCCAUUGACAAAGACAAGAACAGUCACUACGCUGUUCGUUGGGCCGUCGAUCAUCUCUUUAAUCUGAUCAACAAUCCCAACAUGAUUCUAGUUCAUGUUCGUCUUAAAAAUUCACACCAUGGAGGAAACAAUGAUAACGAUGAUUUAAAUCAGCUUUUUGUUCCGUACAGAGGAUAUUGUGCGCGAAAAGGGAUUUCAAUGACGGAGGUUAUUCUGGAAGAUACCGACGUUGCGAAAGCAGUGUUGGAUUACGUUAACAAUAACCUUGUGAACAACAUCGUGUUGGGAUCAUCCUCAAAGAACCCUUUCGCUAGAUCUCUCAAGUUCACUAAAUCCCACGACGUUGCUGCUUCCAUCCUCAAAUCGACGCCUGAGUUUUGCUCCAUCUACGUCAUCUCUAAAGGCAAAGUCCAGUCUUCACGAACAGCUCAAAGGCCUAUCACCAAUACACUUGUCCCACCUCGUGCACCAUCGUCUACAUUUCAUCUCCAGAAUCUACCUGACCCUGACCAAGAUCCUGUAGCCAGGGUCCAGCGUAAUGCGAGAAACACAACUCUAGAGAGGCAUGCUCAUGAUAAUGGCUUCAACGCUGUGAGAGAUAGGCAUAAAAGUCCUGCAAAUGGAUCAUUGGACUUUAAUCAUGACUUUAGGCAGGGAAAAAGUCAAAAGAACUCUAUGGGACGUAGUUCGUUUUCUGAUGAAUCCGAUGUUGGGACUCUCAUGAUGGGUUCCAUUGAUCUUACUGCUCACAAUUUUGAUAUCGUUGGUGGAUCUGGUUCUUCUGAUGAGUCAGUUAAUUCACAAUCCAAUAGAGAUAUUGAAGCUGAGAUGAAAAGGUUAAAGAUUGAGCUCAGGCAAACCAUGGACAUGUACAGCUCAGCCUGCAAAGAAGCACUUAAUGCAAAAAAGAAGGCGAAUGAACUUAAUCAGUGGAAAAUGGAAGAAGCUCGAAGAUUUGAGGAAGCUAGGAGUGCUGAAGAGGCAGCCCUGGCUGUUGCAGAGAUUGAGAAGGCCAAGUGCAGAGCUGCAAUGGAAGCAGCUGAGAAAGCUCAGCGAAUGGCGGAAUUGGAAGGACAAAGAAGGAAGCAAGCAGAGAUGAAAGCAAGAAGGGAAUCUCAGGAGAAAGACCGUGCUCUCAGUGCUUUGGUGCAGAAUGAUGUCCGGUACAGAAAAUACUCUAUAGAAGAGAUUGAAGAGGCUACUGACAGGUUUGCAAGCAACAGAAAAAUAGGAGAAGGAGGGUAUGGACCAGUCUAUAAAGGCACACUUGAUCACACUCCUGUUGCCAUUAAAGUCUUGAGACCUGAUGCUGCUCAAGGAAAGAAGCAAUUUCAACAAGAAGUCGAGGUUCUAAGUUGCAUAAGACACCCUCACAUGGUUCUUCUUCUUGGUGCGUGUCCGGAAUAUGGGUGCUUGGUGUACGAGUUCAUGGAAAAUGGGAGCUUAGAGGAUAGACUCUUUCGUAGAGGAAACUCGCCGCCUCUUUCAUGGAGGAAAAGGUUCCAAAUAGCAGCAGAGAUCGCUACUGCACUCUCCUUCAUUCACCAAACAAAGCCAGAGCCUCUGGUUCACCGUGACCUAAAACCUGCCAACAUUCUCCUAGAUAGAAACUAUGUGAGCAAGAUCAGUGACGUUGGAUUAGCUCGGUUAGUCCCCGCGUCAGUGGCUGAUACGGUCACGCAGUACCACAUGACAUCUGCAGCAGGAACGUUCUGUUACAUAGACCCCGAGUACCAGCAGACAGGAAAGUUAACCACGAAAUCAGACAUAUAUUCGUUAGGGAUAAUGCUGCUUCAGGUCAUCACUGCAAAGAGUCCAAUGGGUCUGGCUCAUCACGUGUCGAGGGCAAUCGAUAAAGGAACUUUCAAGGAUAUGCUUGAUCCUUCCGUGACUGAUUGGCCUGUCGAAGAAGCUAUAACUUUUGCGAAGCUGUGUCUAAAAUGUGCCGAGCUAAGAAAGAAAGAUAGACCAGAUCUUGGAAAGGAUAUAGUUCCAGAGCUUGUCCGAUUAAGAAGCUUGGGGAUGAACAACGAGUCAGGAUGCGAGAGUUAACAACUGGGUCUGAAGAUCUUAUAUUAUCUUAAAUCUUUUGAAGAGUUUUAUGAGGACCUGGAUAGAGAGAUUGCUUGCUUCUCAAGAAAGAAAGUUAAGAUAGUGGUAAGUGAAGUGUCAUGAAGAGAUGACUUAACUAAAAUCUAACCCUUGUCAAUAUUAUAUAUCUCUGUAACAUACUUCCACCUUUCGGCUUUCCGAUGAAUAGUAUUGAACAAAAAGCAAUGAUUUAUAUGUUAAUGUUCACUUCUCGUAGCCUAUCUAAGAUGAAGCUAUUGAUUUAUUCAAA